Molecule: messenger RNA, 5764 nt
Organism: Sardina pilchardus (European sardine)
Lineage: Eukaryota; Metazoa; Chordata; Actinopteri; Clupeiformes; Clupeidae
Gene: stard13a
Product: StAR related lipid transfer domain containing 13a
Exons: 14
Coding region: 288-3980 (1230 amino acids)
Biological process (GO): signal transduction; actin cytoskeleton organization; regulation of Rho protein signal transduction
Molecular function (GO): protein binding; lipid binding; GTPase activator activity
Source: RefSeq, a predicted model, not a curated record
GGAGAGCUCCGGCACGCAGCGGUGCGAGAGUCGAGACAUACUAUAUCAACUGCACUGAACUGCCAUAUACUCUUAGGCAAUUAAGCUUUAUUACACAGGGAAGACUCGCCUUGGAAUUACUCUGUAUUUCAGCAAGAUGUAACCCGGCUUCAUGGGCGCCUGGUGCAUGGUGACGCAACGCCUCGAAUCAGGUGGAGUGACGACAAUUGCGGCAACAGUGUCGGGUCUUGGAAGAUAACGGUUUGGAGUCCACACCGGUCCCCCGUUACUAUGAGUCACGAUUUACAAUGACAACGAAAAGAAAGUCAACAAAGCUACAGCUUCGGCGGUCAAUCAGCGAGCAGCUGCGCGACUCCACAUCUAAGGCUUGGGAUUUACUGUGGAGAAAUGUCAGAGAGAGACGCCUUGCAGAAAUCGAGGCGAAGGAAGCAUGCGAUUGGUUGAGGGCAGCAGGGUUCCCACAGUAUGCCCAGCUGUAUGAAGACUCCCAGUUUCCCAUCGACAUAUCGGCUGUCAAAAAGGACCACGACUUCCUGGACAAAGACCUUGUGGAGCCCCUGUGCCGGCGGCUCAACACGCUGAACAAGUGUGCCUCCAUGAAACUGGAUGUCAACCUUCCCAAGAAGAGAAGCGAAGACUCCGAUGAGGACGACCUGCUGGCGAUCAGCAACCGAUGGACGUUUGAGCCGAGCAGCCGCCGCUGGUCCCGCCUGCAUGACAUCGACCUCCUCCUGGGCAGCGACCCUCAGCGGCGGAGCCUGUCGGACGGAGGCGAGGACGGCGGCAGCGGCAGCGGAGUGGACGGCGGGGUGGACGGCGGCGGCAUGGGCUCGGGCCUGCGGCCCACGGUGAGCAGCGAGAGCGUGCUGACGGACCUGAGCGAGCCCGAGGUGUGCUCGCUGCACAGCGAGGACUCGGCCUCCGCGCUCACGACGCCGUGCUCGGACUCGCUCUCCCUGGCGCCGUCGCCGGGCGCCUACUCGGCCCACGCCUCCCUGGCGCACUCGCCGGGCGACUACCCGCACUACCACUCGCUGCCCGCCAAGGUCGGCGGCGGCGGCGGCGGCGGCGGCGGCAGUCGUCACGGGCGCACGCGGGCCAAGGACUUCCUGCGGCGCAUGGAGACGCUGCGCUCGUGGGGCAGCUCGCUGGGCCGGCCCGAGCGCCGCUCGCUGGUCAUCAGCGGGCCGGUGCUGCAGCGCGAGCCGGACGCCCUGCGGACGCUGCGCUGCGUCCGGAUCGGCGACGGAGACGGCGACGGUGCCGAGCUGCCCCUCCCGCCGCUCUACAGCACCAUGCCUCGCCUCCGCCACAGGAGCACGCCGCUCAACGACCGCUCGCCCGCCGACCGGGACGGAACGGCCGACCGCUCCGAGACCACCACCGCCGGCGGUGCGGACGAAAACGCGCCGGGCGCGUCCGAGGACGGCGUUGCGGCCGAGCCGCCGCCCAAACAGACGGACCCGCUCAGCAAGCGCGGCGGCGUCUACCUGGAGGGCAUGGACGUGCUCUCGACGUCCGAGCUCGGACCGGACCGCGCCGACCCGACCAAGGACCUGAACAGCACCAGCACUAGCCCCAACACCAGCACUAUCACUGAGAUUAACACUGACUCUAAAACGAACACUCGCGCCACCACCACCUCCAUCCCCACCACCUCCACCUCCACCCCCAAACGAGCUGCCGUGCGGAGGAACCAGUUCCGCUCCUACGAUGACCUGGUGGUGCACGUGCCCAAGGACCACAAGCCGGGCACCUUCCCCAAAGCACUGUCCAUCGAGAGCCUGGCGCCCUCCAGCAACGACAACAUCAACUGGAGGGCCAGUGGCGAUAGCCAGACGCGGGGAGGAAGAGGAGGUGGUGGAGGGCGGUUGUCUGGACGUUGCUGCCCGCACGGCAGCCGCAUCAGCGUCUACGACAACGUGCCCGGCUCGCACCUGUACGCCAGCACGGGCGACCUGAUGGACCUGGAGAAGGAGGACCUGUUCCCGCACCUGGACGACAUCCUGCAGCACGUCAACGGCCUGCAGCAGAUCGUGGACCACUGGUCCAGGAACGUGCUCCCGCCCGACGGAGAGGGCGAGAGUCACCUGCACGAGGAGGAGGACGAGGACGGGGACGAAGAGGACGGGGGCGGGAUGAAAGGGGUGGGGUCCGCCAGCCAGAUCACGCUGGACUUCGAGGGGCUGGCCACGCCCAGCGACGGCGAACGGGACGGGGUGUCGCUGAACGACACCGACUCGACCAGCACGCGGGAGAGGAGGGACUCGGGAGUCGGAGCUUCGUUGACCAGACCGAGACUAAGGUGGCCCAGCUUCAGGAUAUCCAACCGCCUCAGCCAAUCAGGGGUCUCCCUACAGCUCAACAGCCAAUCAGCUGGCCAGCUCAGCCUGUUACAGAAGUUCUCCUUGUUACGCCUCACUGCCAUCAUGGAGAAAUACUCGAUGUCUAACAAACAUGGAUGGACCUGGUCUGUGCCCAAGUUCAUGAAGCGGAUGAAGGGGCCGGAGUAUAAGGACAAGGUGGUGUUCGGCGUGCCGCUCAUCGUCCACGUGCAGCGCCACGGCCAGCCACUGCCCCUCUGCAUCCAGCUGGCGCUGCGCUACCUCAGGAGCCAGUGUCUGGACCAGAUAGGCCUGUUCCGUAAGUCAGGGGUCAAGUCCCGCAUCCUGGCCCUGCGGCAGACGUGCGAGAUGUCGCCGGACGCCGUGGACUACGAGGACCAGUCGGCGUACGACGUGGCCGACAUGGUCAAGCAGUUCUUCAGGGACCUGCCCGAGCCACUGCUCACCAGCAAGAUGGGGGAGACCUUCCUGCACAUUUACCAGUAUGUCCCUGCUGAGCAGCGUUUGCAGGCGGUGCAGGCGGCCAUCAUGCUCAUGUCCGACGAGAGCCGCGAGGUGCUGCAGACGCUGCUCUGCUUCCUGACUGACGUCACUUCCUCUGUGGAGGAGAACCAGAUGACCCCCAUGAACCUGGCCGUGUGUCUGGCGCCCUCGCUAUUCCACCUCAACAUCAUGAAGAACGACAACCUGUCGCCCAGGUCCAUUCAGAAGAAGUACGCCACUGGGCGGCCAGACCAGAAGGACCUCAAUGAGAACCUUGCCGCCACUCAAGGCCUGGCCCACAUGAUCAUGCAGUGCAACAGUCUCUUUGAGAUCCCCCAGGAGAUGGUGACCCAGUCGAGGAACUCGUAUAUGGAGGCUGAGCUUUUGGCGCCCCCUCUGGAUGAGUUGUGCAAACUGCAGCACCAUCAGCAUCAGCAGCAGCAACAGCAGCAGCAGCAGCAGCAGCUCCAGGAGGAGGAGGAGGAGGAAGAGGAGGAAGAGGAGGACAUGGAGGAGGAGGCCUCGUAUCUCUCGCAGGUGGAGAGGCUGACCCAGAGCCUGCUGAAGGAGACGCGGGAGAAGACCAAGGGCUGGGUGAGCCGGCCCAGUCUGGACAACACAGAACUGGCCUUCAGGAAGGUGGAGGAUGGGACUCCGUUGCGAAGGUGGCGUGUGUCCGUAGAGGUGGAGGCCCCUCCAUCAGCCGUGCUGAACCGCAUACUGCGAGAGCGCCACCUGUGGGACAGUGACAUGCUGCAGGGGAAGAUUCUGGAAACGCUGGACAAGCAGACAGAGGUGUACCAGUACGCACUCAACAGCAUGGCUCCUCACCCCAGCAGGGACUUCGUGGUUCUCAGGUCAUGGAGGACUGACUUGCAGAAGGGAGUGUGUACACUGGUGGCCAUCUCUGUGGAUCACGAGGACAGUCCACCCAUGGGUGGGGUCCGCGGAGUGGUUCUGGAGUCACAGUACCUGCUAGAGCCAUGUGGGUCGGGGAAGUCCAGACUUACCCACAUCUGCAGGAUUGACCUCAAAGGACGGUCUCCGGAAUGGUACAAUAAAGCCUUUGGUCAUCUCUGCUCUGCUGAAGUCGCCCGCAUCCGCAACUCCUUCCAGAGUCUGGAGUCUGAGGGGCCAGAAACCAAGAUCUGAGACUUGACGCCACUACUAUACUGGCACAGGACAACCAGAGGACUGGGCACAGGACCUUCAAAACGUAAGAGACUGAAUGUCGUGGAGUUGAAGACGACGAGCAAACAUUGGUUCGACAUGACAAAGUUCUAACUGCCAGACUUCCUGCCGUCUCAGUUGAGUCUUAGGGUGCCUCUCAUUCGGCUUUUAUACAUCCUCCCUUCCUCCUCGGGCCUCGAUCCUCACUGAUCUAGAUAAAGAAUGAUGGGGUGGCAACAAUGGGAUAGUCUAUCCAGUGUUAGUUAUAGAUCAGUGGGAACGCCCCUCGAGGAUCGAGCAUCGAGGAUCGAGGAGAGAUGUUGAGAGGCACCCUGUGUACUCCAUUUAGUCCUCAUCUGCAUAGUGUGUAUCACUGCCACCUGGUGGCGUGUGCAGGUCUUGCAACAGUUAUACAAUAGCAUGGUUUCACAUUGAGUAUGUGUAAAUCAUAACAGUGAGAUAAAUAGUGGAAUGAAUGCUAAAAAAUAAUGAAAACCACAAUUGUGUCCAUUCAUUAGGCAUGUAUGUAGACCUACUUUAGUCCGAGAGAUGUUCUGCCAACAGGAUGAACCGAAUUAUCUGGGUUCUCCUAGCAGCAUUAAAGAACAUAUUGCCAUGUUCAUUUGCGGCUCAGUUUCAACUAACAGCGUAUGUGUACUUUUGUAAGAACCGGCAGUUCUAGUGCUGUGAUUUUGCCAAUGCUGAGCAUUUGAAGUAAACCCAUUUUUGACUGCUUUAUAUGCACAUUUCUGUGGCUUGGGAAAGCAAUGACCAAUAGCUUUAAUAACUUUAAUAUUACACCAGUCUGUCUUGUGACACCUGUAUCGCUUCUGUUGUCAAGUGCAAUUACAGUGAUAAUUUGUGUCAGAUGCAAUAUCAGUAGAGUAGCCUUACGGUGGAUACUGAUGCCAUUUUCAAGACAAAUGUGUGUUUUUUUUUGUUUGAUUGUUUUUUAUUUGUUGUUUUUUGUGAAAAUACUGUAUUAAAUGUUAUGUAUUGGUGGCGACAAUAGAGCUCACAUGAAUGCAUUCAAUUCAGGAUAAAUAUGCUAGCAGCAACUUCCAUGGGAUUACCAAGAAGACUUGUAAAUUAAUUUGAGAACAAGUUAAUUGUGUGAACAAGGUAAUUAUAUCCCUGAGGGAGUAAUGGACCAUAUGUUCAUAUGUCAAUACAUCACCACUGCCAAGAGCUGAAAUUUGUUGAAAGUAAUCCUACAAAUUAUUAUUAUUGUUGUUAUUAUUAUUAUUAUUAUUAUUAUUGUAAUUAUUAUUAUUCAUGUUGUUCACUGUUUUGUCUCUACAAUGUCUAGGACAUUUAACCAUUUCACUGCUUCUGGGAAGCAUUUACAUUUUAUUAAUUUCUUCCAACACAAUGAUAUAUAGAUAAAUAUGAGUCUGCAAGCCCUAUUGUGUGUAGAAGUCUGUAUCUAGAUACCUGUUGCCAUUUUUGUAUAUAUGUUGUAAAUAUGCCAUGCUUACUGACAGAUUCAACUGCUUCUUUGCCCAGUAUGGCUGCGUGUUGACAUUGAUACAUUUUUGAAUGGUGUUGUACGUACAGAUCUCCAGCACCAAACUAUAGGCUGGUGCUGAGGUGCCAUGGUGUUGUUUGAUCCAGGGGUUUUGACCGGGAGCCUAAGACCUACAGGUAAGGUGCUAAAGGCUCCAGACAUGAUGUGAUGAGCGGAACAACAGGGUGUCUGAUUAUAACAGUUUAUAGGAGGGAGGGGGGGAGAAGAAUCUCUUACUUGAUUAAACUGUCAGAAACUC